UCUCGAAUCUCUCGACAUCACCAUGACGACGGCGGUGCGCGCGCUGCGCGCUACGGCAUCCACAAGACGUGUCUUAAGCGUCUCCCGAUCCCGAUGCUUCUCCUAUUCGGCCCCACACGCCGACUGGCCACACAACACACCCUCUCCCUCCCAGUUCGGGACGUACGCCGUCCUCUCGCCAGCGUCCGCCAUGCAGGUGUAUCCCGAUCCUCGGCCAGUGCCCGAGUCCAUACCCCGGCCGGCGUACGUCCCGUCAAACUACUUUACCGCGCCGAUCUGGGAGCAUCUACCAGGGGGAGAAGAAGUGGGGGCGGACGGCAUCAAGCUGGGAAGUGAUGAGGAGAAGGGGGUGCGUGCUGCUGGGAGGUUGGCAGGCGAAGUGCUGGCCGCUGUCGGCAAGGUCAUUGAGCCGGGCAUGACGACGGAUGACAUUGAUGCCGUCGUGCACGAGAUGGCUGUCAAGCACGGCGCGUAUCCCUCUCCACUAGGUUACUCGCACUUUCCGCGAAGCUGCACCACCAGCGUCAACAAUGUCAUCGCACAUGGCAUCCCAGAUAGCCGGCCCCUUUUAGCCACCGAUAUUGUCAACGUCGACAUCACGCUCUACUAUAACGGGUUUCACGGAGACACAUCCGCAACAUUCGUCCUCCCUGCAGCGGAUGCCCCGGGCCGGGAGCUAGUGCGCGUGACGCGGGAGUCACUUGAGCUUGCCAUCGACGUGUGCGGGCCUGGCAAGAGCUAUGCCAGCAUCGGGAGGGUCAUUGAGGAGCACGCGCGCAAGCAUGGGAUGAGCGUCAACACCCAGUUCGUAGGGCACGGUAUCGGGCGCAAGUUUCACGCUUAUCCACAUAUUCUGCAUCACAAGAAUCACGAACGGGCGCUCAUGAAGCCUGGCGACUGCUUCACGAUCGAGCCACCACUGGUACAGGGCUCGCGGCCGCGAGGCGGACUGUGGGAUGACGGAUGGACUGUGGCAACCGAUACCGGAGCGAGGUCCGCCCAGUUUGAGCAUCAAAUCCUCAUCACCGAGACAGGUGCCGAUGUGCUAACUCGGGUCACUUGAACACGACACACACCACGGGUCAAUUACCGACAACUUCAGAACGAUUGUUCACGCUGACGACGAUCAGCAGGCCCGAUACACAUUCCUAAGCUGCUGCAGUGCAAUUGAGGUCUGGU
Cutaneotrichosporon oleaginosum is the source of this 1179-nucleotide messenger RNA. NCBI's taxonomy places the organism in Eukaryota, Fungi, Basidiomycota, Tremellomycetes, Trichosporonales, Trichosporonaceae. The record is from RefSeq and is a predicted model, not a curated record.